Molecule: messenger RNA, 3439 nt
Organism: Chara braunii
Lineage: Eukaryota; Viridiplantae; Streptophyta; Charophyceae; Charales; Characeae
Source: the annotation of a GenBank genome assembly
GACAGGGGACCCUGUGGCGGGUGGCGGUCAAGGAGGGUUGGAUUGCAGGGGGGGUUGGGGCGACUGUGCGUGGAAAGUCUCGCGAGGAGGGGGGGGAGGGCAUACUGAGGGGGUUGCGAGGGAGUUGGGGGAAGGGGGACCCUGCGGCGGGCAGCGGUUAACGGGGGUUGGGUUGCAGCGGUGCGGUCGGGAGGAAUCAGCGAGGGUUGUCUUGCCAGGGUGGUCGACAUGGGGAGGGCACACCGCCGCCAGCAUGAGCCUGCCGCGAACCAUGUGCAACACACAUUCAGGGUCCGCUCCCCUGUCUAUCGGUACUUGGUUGUCGGCCAGAAGGUCAACAACAAGGGAGUCAUGAUGCUCCGUUGCACGUUUUGCAACAAAGUUUUCCAAGGGACCCAAUUUCAGGCCACGAGGCACUUCACGCAGACAAACUCCUGCAAGGACGUCAGCGACGAGGCGUUGUACGAGAUCGCGCGACGGACUCAACAAAAGUUCGAGGCCGAUCAAAUGGAGAGGGUUGUCAGGUAUGCAGCGGAGCGCGGACUCGAUGUGCCCGGCACGGGUGGUGCAAGGGGAGGAGAGGCGGGGCGGCGUCCGGUGGAGGGAGGGGUCGGGGGAAAUGGUGGGCAUGGUGCGCCAGACCCCCCUUUGGGGGGUGGAGGCUGUGAGACGGAGGAGGGCGUGAUCCACGUCGAUCGCGAGGCACGUGGCCCGGGCGAGGAGGGAGUCCCGAAACACGAGGACGUGCCAGAGUUUUAUCCAGGCACUGGGAGAGGUUGGAGGACAAGCGGAGGCGAGCAGGCAAGGGAGCUGCAACGGAGGGAUCUUCCAAGAGGAAGGAAGGAGGAAGUGAUCCGGCUGCCCCCCCACGCGGUCUCCUUCAAUGCCUUCCGCAACCAGGCUUGGAAGGCAUAUCAACAUGUGCUUCUUGAGCAGCGUGGCAGUUCCCCGCACGCUGUGCUCCCCAACCACUCCGAGAUUGCGAGUAUGCGGGCGGUGGAGACCCACCGUGCGGAGCUGGCGGAGGACUUGGAGGAGGUGAGGCAGCCAUUCUGGGUGACUGGUGCCAGCCUUCUCUCCGAUGGGAGGAAAUCACGAGACGGGAGACCGAUCGUGAAUUUCCUGGCCGCUGACUCGCGAGGGGUCGUCGUGUACACGACGAUCAAUCGAGAGGGCAAGGCGGACAAUGCAGUGCACGUCCUUCAAAGAUGGGUUACCAUCUUCUACGAGUUCAGCUUCGGCGGACUGCAGCGGGUCAAUGCGAUAUGCACUGACUCCGCUUCUGCUUACGUGGGGGCUGCAAGGGCAUUGGCCUCGCCAUCCACGCCUCUUGCACUGAGGAGGAUCACUUGGCUCCCGUGCUCCGUCCAUGUCUGCAACAAAUUGUUGUCAGACAUGGGGACGAGUUGCGACGCGUUUGUGGAUGCGAUCACACGUGCUCUCCACGAGGGCAUUCACACGAAGAAGCGCAACCAGUUGGCCUUCGAGAAGGUGGUUCAACUCGUUGAGAUCCCAGCAAAUGUGCGGUUGACGGAGUAUCGGCGAGCUGGAUGUGGUUAUGUGCUGCCAUGGCAGCGGGACGAGGGCAUGCUGGAUUGCCAGGCAGGACUUGAGGUGGAGCAUGUGCGCUCGGGGACUCGCAGGGGGAUGGCGGAGGAGGAGAUUGCCCGUAAGGUUGCACUUAUUACCUGGGAUCCCAUCAGGGUCUCCGCACCACCCUCUGCUGAUGUCGUUUUCGGUAAACGUGCUUACAUUUUUCGUCUCUACCCCAGGGAGGACGACUCGGACAAGGAGCCAGUAACCGAGGCGGCAGAUAACCCUGCGCUCCGCAUUCCCUGCGAGAUCGGCGAGACGCACGAGGAUCCUAACUCCGAGGAGACGAGGGCACACACUGCACGACGGGCGGUGGACCAGGCGGAGAGGGAGAUACUGGGGGGAGAUGAGGAGUUUUGGGAUAGCAGCAGCAGCAGUGGUGGAGGAGAUGGCAGCAGCAGUGCUGCAGGAGGAGGCACCAGCGGGAGGAGGAGCUGCAGCAGUGGAGGGGAAGGUGCCAGCAGCAGGAGGAGCAGGUGGAGAAGCAGCAACACUGGAGGUGGAGGGGGCAGCAGCAGUGGAGGAGGAGGAGGCACCGUCGGCAGUUGCAGUGGAGGGGGGGUGCCAGGACCAGUGGAGGAGGACAUAGCCGCACAGGCCGAGGUGCAGCGUGGGGGAGAUGACGAGCGCCUCAUGCAGCAGUUCCUUACGGAGGAGCUCGAUCCGUUCAUAGCGGGUAUGACCCCGGGUGUGGCGAGGGGGUUUGGGAUUUCGAAUUCGGAGAUGGGGAUCCACUUAGACUUUGAUUCAUCGAUGGGCCUUCCACCUAGUUGUGGCAGGGCGACAUCGACGGACCGCGCCCCAUCGAGGGACGAGGCGGCAGGACAGACUUUGACACAGACCGUGAGAGAGAGGACGAUGACUGAGUCUCCAGAUGCAGCACGCGACAUCAUGGAGCGAGAGAGGCCUCGACUUUUGGCAUCGAGUAACCCGCGUGCUCAGGCGUUCGCACGGGCCUUAGAGGAGGCCAGGCUUCGAGAGACAGGGGGGGAUUGUGUGCAGGGCGGGGUGGUGGCGGGGGUAGGCGUUGCGGAGGGAGUGGCAAUAGAGGCGGUCGAUGAGGCUAUGCUGGGUGGAGCAGAGGCAGCGGACGUUGCAGUGGAGGGACGACCACAGGCGGUGGAUGAGGUUGUGCAGGCAGGACAGCGGCGAGUCGAGGGGGCUAUAGACGCACGGCGCGUGGUCCAGGAGACAGCGACGGGUCCAGUCUCGGGCUUGGGACCCCGCGGCGCCAGGACGACCGCGGCGAGGGAGGUACCGGCAUCAGGUUGUGAGCCUCAGCGAGGUCGCGGCAGAGGAGUGUCCACCGAGAGCUUGGAGUACGCUCUGAGAGCAACGAUGCGUGCCGUGCAGGAGCAGACUCCACGCAAGCGUGGAGUGACUCCUCGUCCACGCCCCUUGCCUGCAGAGGGACGCACUACACUUGGAGAGAGUUUGGGGGCGGAGGGGUUGGGGAUGCCUCUUGGAUCCCGCCAUGAGCAGACCGUUGCAGAGGCUAGUGCGAGGGUUGUUGUGUUGAGGAAGGGAGGAGGCCCAGUCACCAUCGAGGAGGAUGAUCCUGAUACAGAUGCGGCUGUGCGGGAGGCGGACGAGGACUAUGAGGGCGAGGAGGGAGAGGAGGAGAGCAAGAGCGGUUUCGAUGGUGACGACUACGACGAUUACGAUGAGCCCCCACCUCCCCCAGGACCCCCACCGACGCGUGUAUCUACACGCUCCGCUGGACUUCUUCAUCCUCACGAGGGAGGAAGAGGUCGACAUCCGGCACUCGAGGGGGUACGAGGAGACAAAGCGGGAAGGGGAAGAAGGGUUGUUGACAGAUGAGGCCAACACUCCGCUUCUCCCCUAC